Quercus lobata is the source of this 750-nucleotide messenger RNA. RefSeq lists its product as uncharacterized. NCBI's taxonomy places the organism in Eukaryota, Viridiplantae, Streptophyta, Magnoliopsida, Fagales, Fagaceae. Bases 1 to 750 code for a protein of 249 amino acids. The record is from RefSeq and is a predicted model, not a curated record. The transcript has 2 exons.
AUGAGUUGCUUAAUUUGGAACUGUUGUGGGCUUGGGGACCCAUGUACAAGGAAUGAGCUUGCUGAUAUUGUGCGGGCAAAAGAUCCAUCUGUCGUGUUUAUAACCAAAACAUGGGCAGAUGAGGCAAGGCUAAAAGAUUUCACUUGGAGAAAACACUAUGCAAGUGGUCAGUCUAUAUGGGAGAGGCUUGAUAGGGCUUUUUGUACUAAUGAUUGGCUUCAAAGGUUUGCAAGAACACGGGUCUUUCAUCUCCACAGUACCACUUCGAAUCAUGUACCAAUUUGGAUUGUACCCUAUGGUCUUGACCCACCCCUUAUUUCAAAGCCAUUUCGGUUUGAAGAAAUGUGGCUCUCGGAUAAAGGGUGUGGGCGAACGGUGGAGGCAGUUUGGAGAGCUCCAUUUCCUUGUGAUCCUGAGGUCCAAGUGAUGAAGAAAAUAGCUAAAUGUGGGACUAAAUUAACUCAGUGGAGUCGUAAGAAUUUUGGGAGUGUACGUAGGAAGCUAGUUGAGAAGAAAAAACUUUUGGUAAAGGCAGAACAGGCGGCAUUUAAAUCUAGUAGCAACUCUCAGGUUAGGGAACUUAAAAAGGACAUCAAUGGAUUAUUGAUCAAAGAAAACCAAAUGUGGAGGCAACGAGCAAAAAUUUUCUGGUUGGAUGGUGGUGAUAAAAACUCCAAGUUCUUCCAUAGCCGAGCAACACAGAGAAGCAGGCGCAAUAGAAUUCAUAGAAUCACCAACUCUUUAGGCUGA